AUGAAACCCCUCAGCUUCCCUGAUAUCAUCAUAGGUAUCGGCAUAUUUUUGUCCGUCGGUGUGGAGGCAAGCCUGGCUGAUCGUAACUCUACGAAGUGGAACGAAGCCAUUGGAAAAGCCGAAAUUCUCGUCUCCAAGCUCAAUCUCACUGAAAAGGCGACGUUCGUGACGGGCAAACUGCCCAUUGGCGGUGCUCCAUGCAUUGGCAACAUCCUACCCAUCAACCAUGCCGACUUUAAGGAAAUUUGCAUGCAAGACGGGCCCAAUGGGAUCAACAUUGCAGAUCUUGUCAGCGUUUUUCCAGCUGGACUAACAGUAGCUGCCAGUUGGGACAAAGACCUGAUGUUUCAGCGGGCCAAGGCCAUCGGUCAGGAGUUCAGGGGCAAGGGAAUAAACAUCGCUCUAGGGCAUGCACUCGGCGGUCGCAACUGGGAGGGCUUUUCGGUGGACCCUUACUUGUCAGGUGUCGCCAUGGAGCAGACUGUCCUCGGAAUCCAGUCGAUGGGUGUUCAGACUUGCUCGAAGCAUUUCCUUGCCAAUGAGCAAGAACUUCAGCGAACUUACACAAUAGUGGACGGCAAGCGGAUCGAGGGAAUAUCAUCCAACGUUGACGAUCGAACCAUCCGCGAACUCUACGCUUGA
Molecule: messenger RNA, 642 nt
Organism: Colletotrichum chrysophilum
Lineage: Eukaryota; Fungi; Ascomycota; Sordariomycetes; Glomerellales; Glomerellaceae
Exons: 3
Coding region: 1-642 (213 amino acids)
Biological process (GO): glucan catabolic process
Molecular function (GO): beta-glucosidase activity
Source: RefSeq, a predicted model, not a curated record